AUGGCUCAACCGCCGCCUCAGCUGCCUCCCGGCUGGGUCUCGCAGUGGGACCAAAAUGCGGGUCGUCAGGUUUUUGUAGAGACAGCGACCGGCCGAACCAGCUGGCAGCCCCCCUCCGCUGGACCCGGUGGUGCGGCGCCUUCGCAACAGCAGCAGCAGCGUCCUACCCACCCUCAAGGUCAGGCGCGAAUGUCGAUGCCUUCCAUCCAGCCACCAUCCGGCAUGCGAGGCCCGUCUCUCAGUCCCAUUCCACAGCAUGGUCCUGGCGCUCCUCUCAGCCCUUCUGCUGCGGGCUCUCCUUCGCAGGCUUCCGUCGGUCCUGGUGCUAGCCGAAGACGCGCCUACCCAACAGCUCACCUCGCCGCCAACAGUAUCAGCUAUGCCGGUGGGUUUGAUGCUGGUGCCACUGCUGCUUCUGGUUACCCCGGCGCCCAAGAUGCUCAGCCUCAGCUCUUCACUCCUGGCGCUCCAGAACAGGCUCCCUCGCAGUACGGUGGUGCCGCUCAGCCUGCUCCUGGCGCUCCUGGCAUGUCUCCCGCUCCUGGUGCAUCAGCUGUUGGCGCUGCGCCCGGCUACGCUGCUGGUGGUGUCCAUGGCCUCACAAAUCAGUUCCAGGGCAUGGGCGUGGGCGGUGGAAUGGGCGCGGGUGGUAUGGCGCAGAAGCUCAGCACUCUUCAGACCGUCAACAUCAGCGGCGCUCAGCCCAAUGUCAACGAACUUGAACGUCCUCCUCCCGAGAUCCGUCUGCCGCCCAACGCAUGCGUCUCGACCAACCCCAAAGCCAACGCCGAUCCUUCCUACCAGCGAUCCACGCUCAACGCCGUUCCCACCACCUCCUCGCUCCUCCAAAAGUCCAAGAUCCCCCUCGGUCUCAUCCUUUGUCCUUAUCGCUCUGUGCGUGAGGCAGACGGUGACGAGCCCGUGCCGGUCGUGACCGACACCGUCAUCGCGCGUUGUCGCAGGUGCCGAACCUACAUCAACCCCUACGUCACCUUCAUCGAGAACGGCAAUCGCUGGAAGUGCUGCAUGUGCAACAUCAGCAAUGAAGUACCUCAGCUCUUUGACUGGAACUCGGAGACCAAUCAGCCAGCAGACCGAUGGCAGCGAGCCGAGCUCAACCACAGCGUCGUCGAGUUCAUCGCUCCUCGCGAAUACAUGGUUCGACCUCCUCAGCCUCCCGUCUACACGUUCCUCAUCGACGUCAGCUACCAGGCCAUCAACAGCGGUAUGGUCGCAACCGCUGCUCGCACCAUUCUCGAAACGCUCGACCGCCUGCCCAACUCGGACAACCGCGCCAAGAUCUGCAUCAUCGGUGUCGACACCAGCCUUCACUUCUUCAGCAUCACUCCCGAGAGCACUGAACCCGAGAUGCUCGUCGUCAGCGACCUGGAUGACGUCUUCCUGCCCAAGCCCAACGACCUGCUCGUCAACCUUACUGAAUGCAGAGCCGGUGUCGACGCGUUGUUGCAGAGGCUAGGCGACAUGUACAAGGACUCGCUCGUCACGGGAUCCGCGCUCGGUGCUGCCUUGCAAGCUGCGUACAAGCUCAUCUCGCCCAUCGGCGGUAAGAUUAUGGUGCUCACCGCCUCGCUCCCCAGCGUCGGACCUGGCGCGCUCAAGAGUCGAGAGGACCCCAAGCUGCUCGGCACUGCCAAGGAGAGCACCCUUUUGGCUGCGGCAUCCACCUUUUACAAGACCUUCCCCAUCGACUGCUCCCGAUCGCAAGUCUCGGUCGACAUGUUCCUCUUCGCGCCCUCGUACACCGAUGUCGCCACGCUCUCGUGCCUUCCACGCUACACGGGUGGUCAGACCUUCUUCUACCCGGCCUUCCACGCCGGCCGAUCUGAAGACGCUGUCAAGUUCUCGCACGAGUUCUCUGAGGUGCUCGCCAGUCCCAUCAGCUACGAGGCUGUGCUGCGUCUGCGAGCCACCAAGGGUAUUCGCGCCACUGCCUUCCACGGCAACUUUUUCGUUCGAUCCACCGAUCUGCUGGCUCUGCCCGCUGUGCCGCUCGACCAGAGCUACGCCAUCGAGUGCGAGAUUGAAGAGACGAUCACCGCACCCUUUGUCGUGUUCCAGUCGGUGGUGCUGCACAGUACCAGCUCGGGCGAGCGUCGGAUCCGUGUCGUCAACCUGGCGCUGCCGACCACCAGCUCCAUGUCCGAAGUGUAUGCCAACGCCGAUCAGGUCGCCAUCGCCACGCUUCUGGCCAACAAGGCGGUGGAGCGUGCGAUCCACUCUCGACUCGAGGACGCUCGCGAUGCGCUGUUCAACAAGCUGGUCGACGUCUUCUCGACGUACAAGUCGACCAUGACCUCGGCAGGCUCCGGCGCCAGCCCUCAGCUUGCGAUCGCGCAGAACAUGGCGCAGUUGCCAUUGCUGGUGCUUUCCCUGCUCAAGCACGUCGGUAUCCGACAGUCGUCUUCGAUCCCGUCGGAUCUGCGUGCCUACGCUCAAGCACUGCUCACGACGCUGCCGGCGCAGCAGCUGAUCCCCUACAUCCAUCCGAGCUUCUACUGCCUGCACAACAUGGCCCCCGAAGCCGGCACCACGGUGGCAGAAAAGGGCUUUGUGAUGCCUCUCAAGCUCAACCUCACCUCCGAACGAUUCGAGCGUCACGGGCUGUACCUCAUCGAAGACGGACAGAACAUCUUCCUCUGGGUUGGUCGCGAAGCGGUGCCGCAGCUGUGCAUGGACGUGUUUGACGUGGCCAACUACGGCACGCUGCGCGGUGGCAAGACGACGCUUCCCAAGCUGGACAACAGCAUGAACCAGCGCGUUAAUGCGAUUGUACAGAGGAUCAGGGAGAGCCGACGAGGUCCCUACCGCCCGCACCUGUACGUGGUCAAGGAGGACGGCGAGCCGAGUCUGCGCCUGUGGGCCCUGAGCCUGCUGAUCGAGGACAGGUUCGAGCAGACACCGAGCUACAUGCAGUUCAUCGGUCAGCUGAGGGACAAGGUGAAUGGCGGGUCGUAG
Molecule: messenger RNA, 2976 nt
Organism: Kalmanozyma brasiliensis GHG001
Lineage: Eukaryota; Fungi; Basidiomycota; Ustilaginomycetes; Ustilaginales
Product: WW domain protein
Exons: 1
Coding region: 1-2976 (991 amino acids)
Biological process (GO): endoplasmic reticulum to Golgi vesicle-mediated transport; COPII-coated vesicle cargo loading; intracellular protein transport
Cellular component (GO): COPII vesicle coat; endoplasmic reticulum exit site
Molecular function (GO): zinc ion binding; SNARE binding
Source: RefSeq, a predicted model, not a curated record